AUGUUGGUGAUGAAACCUGGACCGACGUUUAACGUCCUUCCCGGAAAGCGGUUAUUACUGUUAGUGAUGAGGCGACUCAGCCGAGGGAUCGAACCUGCUUCUAGUCGCACUAGGGAAAGAGGCGACGCAAACAUAUCUGAAAAAAAGGUUUAUGUAUCAGAUUGUGGAGCCCUUGUAAGCACGGGUAAUCUCGGAGUGACCCUCCUUGACACUGUUCUGAAUUCUGUGGCCACUUACACCUGCAGUGGCGGAUUCAUCCUUGUGGGGACCAACACUCGCACGUGCAUAGAAGCUGGCUGGGAUGGGAAUGAACCUACGUGCUUCAUUGACUGCGGUGUAUUAACCGCUCCAGUAAACGGAGCCGUGAUCAACCCGUUAACGUACGAGGGCCAGACAGCUACGUAUUCGUGUGACCCUGAUUACCAACUUGUCGGUAACGCCGCAAGAACGUGUCAAGGCAGCGGGUUAUGGGAUGGAACGGACCCUUUAUGUGUUGAAGAUUGUGGAGCACUAACGAACCCGACGAACGGUGACGUUACUUACACGAACACAAUCCUCAACGAGGUUGCGACGUAUACAUGUUCAGCCAUGUUUAAACUGGUUGGUAAUGCCUUGCGCACGUGUGAAACGGGUUCAGCCUGGUCCGGAACAACGCCAACAUGUGUUGAAGAUUGUGGAGCACUAACAAAGCCAACGAACGGUGACGUUACUUACGCGGCCACAGUCCUCAACGAGGUUGCGACGUAUACAUGUUCAGCCACGUUUAAACUGGUCGGCAAUGCCAUGCGCACGUGUGAAACGGGUUCAGCCUGGUCCGGAACAGCGCCAUCAUGUGUUGAAGGUCAAAUCGGUGAUUUGUGUAACACUGUCACCAACUUGUGUGACAAUCUCAUCAACGCCAAUUGUAGCGGCCUAGGCAUCUGUAGUUGUUUGACUGGAUAUAAUGCCGUCAGUUCUUUUGCUUGUCAAGACACCGACGAGUGUGCUUCGAAUCCUUGUAUAAAUGGAGGCACGUGUAACGACCUUAUCGACGGGUUCACGUGCACGUGCGAAGCUGGCUUCCAGGGAACCACGUGUCAAACAAAUAUAAACGAGUGCGCGUUGACACCUUGCCAGAACUUUGGCACGUGUACAGAUGGGAUCAACGAGUACACGUGCUCGUGUGUUGCGGGCUAUAAUGGACUAAAGUGUGAAAACAACAUCGACGAGUGUGCGUCGGUCACAUGUCAGAAUGGCGGCGCAUGUGUGGACGGCGUCAACUUUUUCACGUGUAAUUGUUUGGCUGGGUACACCGGAAGCACGUGCGAAACAAAUAUCAACGAGUGUGCGGGUGUCACCUGCAACAAUGGCGGCGCGUGUUUAGAUGGUGUCAAUAUGUUUACCUGCCAAUGCCUCACGGGAUUCGAAGGGGCGGACUGUGGAACGAAUAUUGACGACUGUGUCACCAAUCAGUGUCAGAACGGCGCCACAUGUGUUGACGGUGUCGACGAUUACACGUGCGAGUGUGUCGAUGGAUAUUCUGGAACGUUCUGUCAAAUUGACAACGACGAUUGUGUAUCGCACGGGUGUUUGAACGGCGCGGCGUGUGUCGAUGAACCCGGCAGUUACUCGUGCAAAUGUGUUAGCGGAUACAGCGGAGAUUUCUGUGAAACAAACGACAAUGACUGCUCCACAAACCCAUGUCUCAAUAGUGGCGCAUGCGCAGACGGGAUCAACAUGUACACGUGCACGUGCAUUCCGGGAUACACAGGAACUAACUGUGAAACAGAUAUUAAUGACUGCAGCCCUAAUCCAUGUGAAAACGGUAUUUGCAGUGACCUGGUCUCCGAUUUCACGUGCGCCUGUACAGCUGGUUACACUGGCAAAACGUGCAAUGUCGAUAUUGACGAAUGCCUGCCUCCUCCAUGUCAACACGGUGGCACGUGCACAGACGCUGUUGACGGAUACCAGUGCACGUGUGCUGAUGGUUAUGAAGGAGUAGACUGUGAAACUAAUAUUGACGAGUGUGCCACAAAUACGUGUCAGAACAGCGGCACGUGUGUGGACGGUGUUGACGCGUUUACGUGCGAGUGUUUGGAUGGAUAUUCUGGAACGUUCUGUCAAAUUGACGACGACGAUUGUGUAUCGCACGGGUGUGUGAACGGCGCGGCGUGUGUCGAUGAAACAAACGGUUACUCGUGCAGGUGUUCUAGCGGAUUCAGCGGGAAUUUCUGCGAAACAAAUGAUAAUGACUGCUUAACUAACCCGUGCCAGAAUGGUGGCGCAUGCGCAGACGGCAUCAACACAUACAGCUGCACGUGUAUCCCGGGUUACACAGGAACUAACUGUGAAACAGAUAUUAAUGACUGCAGCCCAAAUCCAUGUGAGAACGGUGCUUGCACCGAUCUGGUAUCCGAUUUCUCGUGCGCCUGUACAGCUGGUUACACUGGAAAAACCUGCAAUGUCGAUAUUAACGAAUGCCUGCCUCCUCCAUGUAAAAACGGCGGCACGUGCACAGACCUUGUUGAUGGACACUUUUGCACGUGCAAUGAUGGUUUUGAUGGGGACAACUGUGAAAAUGAUAUUGACGAGUGUGCCACAAAUCCGUGUCAGAACAGCGGCACGUGUGUGGACGGCGUCGACGCGUUUACGUGCGAGUGUGUUGAUGGAUAUUCUGGGACGUUUUGUCAAAUUGACGACGAUGAUUGUGUAUCGCACGGGUGUUUGAACGGCGCCGCGUGCGUCGAUGAACCCGGUGGUUACACGUGCACGUGUUCCAGUGGAUUCAACGGGGAUUUCUGUGAAACAAACGUCAAUGAGUGCUCAACAAACCCGUGCCAGAAUGGUGGCGCAUGCACAGACGGGGUCAACAUGUACACAUGCUCGUGUAUCCCGGGUUACACAGGAACUAACUGUGAAACAAAUAUUAAUGACUGCAGCCCUAAUCCAUGUGAGAACGGUGCUUGCACCGACCUGGUCUUCGAUUUCACGUGCGCCUGUACAGCUGGUUAUAGUGGAAAAACUUGCAAUGUCGAUAUCAACGACUGUCUACCUCCCCCAUGUAAGCACGGUGGCACGUGCUCAGACAUUGUGAACGGAUACUAUUGCACGUGUGCUGAUGGCUAUGAAGGGGACAACUGUGAAUCUAAUAUUAACGAUUGCGCCACCAAUCCGUGUCAGAACAGCGGCACGUGUGUGGACGGUGUCGACGCGUUUACGUGCGAGUGUGUGGAUGGAUAUUCUGGAACGUUCUGCCAAAUCGAUGACGACGAUUGUGUAUCGCACGGGUGUUUGAACAGCGCUGCGUGUGUUGAUAAACCCGGCAGUUACACGUGCACGUGCGCUAGCGGAUACAGUGGGGAUUUCUGUGAAACAAACGACAAUAACUGCUCUCCAAAUCCAUGCCAAAAUGGUGGCGCAUGCGCAAACGGGAUCAACACAUAUACAUGCACGUGUAUCUUGGGUUACACAGGAACUAACUGUGAAACAGAUAUUAAUGACUGCAGCCCUAAUCCAUGUGAGAACGGCGCUUGCACCGACUUGGUCUUCGAUUUCACGUGCGCCUGUACAGCUGGUUACACUGGCAAAACGUGCAAUGACGAUAUUGACGACUGCCUGCCUCCUCCGUGUAAACACGGUGGCACGUGCACAGACAUCGUGAACGGAUACCAGUGCACGUGUGCUGAUGGUUAUGAAGGAGUAAACUGUGAAACUAAUAUUGACGAGUGUGCCACAAAUGCGUGUCAGAACAGCGGCACGUGUGUGGAUGGUGUCAACGCGUUUACGUGCGAGUGUGAAGAUGGAUUUUCUGGAACGUUCUGUCAAAGUGACGACAAUGAAUGCUCUCCAAACCCGUGCCAGAAUGGUGGCGCAUGCGCAGACGGGAUCAACACAUACACAUGCACGUGUAUCUCGGGUUACACAGGAACUAAUUGUGAAACAAAUAUUAAUGACUGCAGCCCUAAUCCAUGUGAGAACGGUGCUUGCACCGACCUGGUCUUCGAUUUUUCGUGCGCCUGUACAGCUGGUUACACUGGAAAAACGUGCAAUGUCGAUAUCAACGACUGCCUCCCUCCUCCAUGCAAACACGGUGGCACAUGCACAGACAUUGUGAACGGAUACUACUGCACGUGUGCUGAUGGUUUUGAAGGAGACACUUGCGAAACUAAUAUCAACGAAUGUCUGCCCAAUGUUUGUAAAAAUGGAGCCACGUGUGUGGAUCAAGUGAAUUCAUACACCUGCCAGUGUAUGGACGGUUAUGACGGGACAUACUGUGAACAAAACAUUGACGAGUGUGCGGCUAACUCAUGUCAGAAUGGCGCAUUGUGUGUGGACCAGGUUAAUGGCUACGUCUGUAUAUGCCUGGAUGGUUAUACAGGGACUUACUGUCAAACAGAUAUCAACGAUUGUUCCCCGAAUCCUUGCCAGAAUGAGGGUUCCUGUACGGACAAAGUGAACGGCUUCGAAUGUUCGUGUACGAACGGACACACGGGGGCAACUUGUAGAACUAGUCUGCUUGGCGACACAUGCUCUGCAAAUUCGGGCAUCUGUGCGAAUAUUGUGUUCGGGGAAUGUAGCGGCACAGAAUGUGUGUGUCAGUCCGGGUACUAUAAGACUGGACCAAUCACGUGCAGCCCCGUAGACUGCGGGCCACUGUCAUCCCCAGAUAACGGCGCUGUUGAUCAGACCGGUGGCACAACGUACACGAAGAUCGCACUUUUCUCGUGCAAUACGGGAUAUGCGCGGAUCGGUGUCGCCUCUCUCACGUGCCAGAGCAAUAUCACGUGGAGCGGCACCACGCCCGUUUGUGAAGAUAUUGACGACUGCCUGCCUUCUCCAUGUAUUAACGGUGGCGUGUGCACAGACAUUGUAGGCGGAUAUACCUGCGCGUGUGCUGAUGGCUUUGAUGGAGACAACUGUGAAAAUGAUAUCAACGAAUGUCUAUCCAAUCUAUGUAAGAAUGGAGCCACGUGUGUCGAUGAAGUAAACUCAUACACCUGCCAGUGUGUGGACGGCUAUGAUGGGACAUUCUGUGAACAAAACAUUGACGAUUGUGUGACUAACUCGUGUCUGAACGAGGCUUCGUGUGUGGACGAGAUAAAUGGCUACGUGUGUAUCUGCCUGGAUGGUUAUACAGGGACUUACUGCCAAACAGAUAUUAACGAGUGUUCUUCGAAUCCUUGCCUGAAUGGGGGUUCCUGUACGGACAGGGUGAACAGCUUCGAGUGUUUGUGUACGGACGGACAUACCGGCGACACAUGUAGAACUAGUCAGCUUGGCGACACAUGCUCGGGAGAUUCGGGCGUCUGUGCGAAUAUUGUAUUAGGGGAAUGUAGCGGUAUCGAAUGUGUCUGUCAGUCUGGACACUACAAGACUGGACCCGCCACGUGCAGCCCCAUAGACUGCGGGACACUGGCAUCCCCGAAUAACGGCGCUGUUGACCAGACCGACGGCACGACGGUUACGAAGAUCGCAGUUUUCUCGUGCAAUACGGGAUACGCGCUGAACGGUGACGCCUCUGUCACGUGCCAGAGCGAUGGUUCGUGGAGCAGCACGGCGACCGUUUGUGAAGAGGUGGACGAGUGUGCCUCGAAUCCUUGCAAAAAUGGCGGCACAUGUAAUGACAUGUUGAACGGUUACACGUGCACGUGCUUGAGUGGGUUCGGAGGCACCCUGUGUGGUCCAGAUUGUGGAGUGCCGGUGUCCAUCGCAAACGGCGACGUCAGCUAUCCCGACGUAACGCUAGUAGGUGCAACGGCGACGUAUUCAUGUACUCAAGGGUAUACGUUAAGUGGCUCUGCGACCAGCGUUUGUCAGACGGACGGGACGUGGUCAGACCACGGUGUUUGCUUUGUGGUGGGUGUUAUCUACGACGAGAUCUGUCGCGUGACGGCACAGUGUGUCACCGCAGACGCCACAUGUCGGAACGACGGCCUCGGCUCCCUCCGGUGCCUGUGCGCAGUUUCCGGUGAAUUCUAUGACCCGGAUAUAGAUGGAUGUCUCUUAGAUUGUGGUACCCUGACCAACCCAACCAACGGAGAGGUUAUGAAUCCGUCGGUAACCUCUGUUGGACAGGUAGCCACGUACUCGUGCUUUGUCGGGUACGGUCUCGUCGGCUCCAAAGUGCGCACGUGCCAGUCGAACGGCGCGUGGAGUGGCGCCGCGCCAAUCUGCGUGUUCGGAUGCGAAACGCCUGUGUUCCCCGCAAACGGACGCGUAAACACUACGGAGGGGCUGGCCGUGGGUCACACUAUAUAUUACACGUGCGUUGACGGGUACGAGUUGGUCGGCCAGGCGGAGAGGAUCUGCGAGGCCUCGUCCACGUGGAGCGGCACGGCACCAUCGUGUCUUAUAAAAUGUCCCCUCAUUGGCAGUAUCGAGAAUGGCAAGGUUGACAUGUCCUGGGGUCGACACGAGGGUUCACUUGCAUCAUUCGCUUGUAACACAAACUACGCUCUCGUCGGUGACCCGAUUAUCUCGUGCGAGUCUACGGGCGUCUGGGGUGGCAUCCAGCCAACCUGCGUGUUUGCGAUGUUUCCGGAUAUUAUACUGGCGUUUGGUGCCGUCUUAAUUCUACUGAUCAUAGUUGAUAUGUUUGUAGUCGGCAUAUGCCUCUACUACCGCUACUGUCGAGCACCGGGAAAAACGCCGACAAACUCGGAAAUAAAGCAAAAGUACUCGGAUGUAUUUGGAAAGGAUGGGGAGAGUGGAGCUCCACCCAUGGAAAGUUCGAUGCCAGCGAACACCCGGAAGCAGAAGUUCUCUAAGGUGGUGCCAGAGACCGGUGAUCAACACCCGCCGCCAGCUAAAUCGGAAGAGUCGAACGUGGUGUACAGGUCCACCAUGAAGAUGAGCAACUCGGUGCUUGGGAACCUUUUCUCAAAAGGCAGCAAAUACCAGCGGCCUGAGGAUGAGAGGAGGGCGGCGACACCGUACAUGGACGGCGAACAGAUGAACGACAAUGGAUACGUCACCGGCGGAAGUCACUCGCUGGAGGUCACGCGUUCGGAUGAUUUUGACAAACUCCUUGACCUACAAUCCACGCCUGGUUCCGGGGAUAAUCCGAGGGAGAAGCGCAUACUCAAUCUCGACGAACCGGAUAUAAAGGAAGUCAAGGAGGGAGAUGAUCGCUACCUGUUCCCUAUGCGCGGGCCGCCGGCAAAUCUCACAGAGUCGCUCUUUAAGGAAACAGAACUGCCGCCUCCUUCGGAUAGACGAGCAAAAAGCACUAUGCCUAUAUUCAAGGACAAAUUUUAACUUUAAAAGGCUUUGCCUGUUGUCGUAACGUUGCGUUAUUUAUUUAUAAUUUUGACGAUUACCUGCUUAUCUACAACAUAUAUUGGUUAUUCAUAGUUUGUUCGUGGUUUGGUGUAACUCAUUAGUCCGUCGCUUAUUUAAGUAUUUGUGUGAAGAAACAAUACCUGCAACAUUUUUUAGCAUUUUUGUUUAGCAAAUAUAUAACUUAAAUUGAAAUGUAUUAUCAUAUACUUUUUUUCCUAUUUCUUUUUGUUAUUAUGUAUAUACUAAAUCUUUAAACCAUAAUACCGUCAAUAAACAUGU
Messenger RNA from Mya arenaria, 7539 nucleotides. Its product is annotated as neurogenic locus notch homolog protein 1-like. NCBI's taxonomy places the organism in Eukaryota, Metazoa, Mollusca, Bivalvia, Myida, Myidae. The coding region runs from base 1 to 7236 and encodes 2411 amino acids. Gene Ontology annotation, biological process: heterophilic cell-cell adhesion; establishment or maintenance of epithelial cell apical/basal polarity. The transcript has 55 exons. The record is from RefSeq and is a predicted model, not a curated record. Gene Ontology annotation, cellular component: plasma membrane; protein-containing complex. Gene Ontology annotation, molecular function: calcium ion binding.